This is a messenger RNA of Pseudogymnoascus verrucosus, 2170 nucleotides long. RefSeq lists its product as uncharacterized. The record is from RefSeq and is a predicted model, not a curated record. The coding region runs from base 443 to 1750 and encodes 435 amino acids. NCBI's taxonomy places the organism in Eukaryota, Fungi, Ascomycota, Leotiomycetes, Thelebolales, Thelebolaceae. The transcript has 2 exons.
GUUAACGCGAUGCCCUGCUAUCUACAUCACGUGGAAGUCAGGCAUUUCCUUCGGGAGCGAGUGUUCGAAUCACUCAGGUGUCGUAUUUUUUAUAUUUUUUUUUGUCAUUUAUUCCGAGCGUUUAAUUGCACGGAGGUCAUCGGAUGUUCUUCGGACAAGCUUUCUGCCAAUCCAGAGCUCGUUUGGAUGUUGCAAGCUUGUGGUGUUCGUGUUGUCGUUGACAUGGUGUUUGUGCGGGGUAAUAUAGUAGGAUUGUAAUUGCUCAGAACGCGAUGUUCGGAUAUCAGCAACUCUCGCCCAUCUAUUGAAUACGUCACUCACAAUCAUUGCAUCUAGCCCAGUCACUUAUAACCAUCACACCUAACCCAGUUACUCACAUUCAUCACAUCCAGCCCAGUCGCUCACACUCGUCCCAUCCAACCCAGUCACUCCCAAAGCCAACAUGAGUUCCAAACACCCACCCCCAUCCCUCACGCCCUCAAAUCUCAAACAGCCCCCCCUCGCCUUCCUGCGCUUCACAGGCUCUUCCUACCCCCUCCACCUCACCCGCGUCCUCCCCCUCCUCGGCAGCGACCCCCGAGCGUACUAUCUCAACACGCCUCUCACCAGCCCCGCGCCCAUCAUCAGCGCCUCACCCUUCGUUCCGCACUCUCUAAUCGCCCACCUCAUGCGUCGCAAGAACGAUAGCGCACUCGCUAUCAAGUUCGCCCCCGGCCGGAAGGGCGUAAUCACCAAUAUGGAGGGGGUGCUGCACACUUUCGUCACGCCGCUUGUGGUGGCGUUGAUGCAUGGGGAUUAUCGCUACCUGGGCGGUCACUAUGUGGAGGAGUUCCCGUUGGUGGAUGGAAGACAGUCGGCGAGGAGGGUGGUGGUUAGUGCGGCGGUGCAGAUGGAUUUUGAGUUUAAUAGUGUGAUGAUGGAGGCCUGUCGGGUGGAGGUUGGGGAGGUCGUAGGGCGGGAGUUGGGGCCUGACUGGAGGAUUUUGGGAGAUCAGGAUAAGUGGGAGAGGAGGGGGUUGGAGAAGUACGAGGAUGGGCUUAAGAGCCACUUGGUGGCUAACCUGGUGACUUCGAAGAAGCUACCCCCUUAUAAGGUGGUUAAGGAUAAGGCUCUCAGCGAUGCGGCAACGAUUGAGUUCCUCGAGCGCCAUAUUCGAGAUGGGUAUUCGUCGCCAGUGGAUUUCCACAAUGUGUUUGCAGUGGUUGGGUCUCCGAAGAAGACUGUCGUUUCGCUGGAGUUUCUCUACAAUACGGCUGUGCACCAGCUCCGAAAUGAGUUAUCCGCCCUAGAAGUCGCCUGCCCUCAAGGCUAUAUUUACACCUCUGACCCGCCAUCUAUCUUCGUCCAGGCCCUCGGAGGGGCAAAGAUCGUUAAUAGACUCCAGUUCGCCGCUCUCAAGCAUCUGGCAUCUACGAGCAAGUAUGAGAAGUUUGUCAAUAUGAAGUGCUUUGCGUUCAACGACUACUCUGAUAACGGUGCGAUUGAGCUGCUGAAAGAGGCACUACGGACUCAGCGCCACGUUAUUGUGUUACCGAAGGCGAAGCUGUUUAGGGGUCCAAAGGGCCGGUAUGAACCUGGAGAGGAACUGGAAGACGGGUUACUGGUAGUGCAUAAUAACAGCGAUGCCUUUGGUCAGAACAUUGAGACUGAGUUCGCGACGGGGAGCUUGGAUGGGGCGAUUGGGGCGUCGACUAGUGCUGCUGCGUCGUUGAUGAGGGACCGAAAGGACCUGCUGGAUUGGGUUUUGUGAGACGGACGGAUGGACAGUGAUACUUUAGUUUUUGAGGGUGUUUUCAUCGGAGGUUCGGUUUUAAAGCGUCGUUAGGGAUUUGUUUUUAAGGUUGUGCUUUGUUCUGCCACUAUCUAUCACUUGAUGCGUGCGGUUGAGACACGAGGAGGUGGUCUAGCCAAUGGAGGACCCUCGUUGACAUUUUGGCUGGGUUUAUGGGUUUAGGGACUAUUCAUAUGACAUAGACGCUUAGUUACUGUUCUUUUUGCGUUCUCAUCACAACUACUCAUAGAGAUCAGCGAGUAGAGAGUCAUCUAAGUUGUGCUUAUUCGGUGAUGGAAACUACCUGAUUCAUUUAGCAGAUACUGGCUGAAUAUCGUUGGAUGUUAGUUGACGGUCAGCCGCGAUUACUCAGCAUACCCAAAUAUCGUAUUGAACAGG